AUUCCUUGCCGUGUUUCAUGGCUCCGGCACGCCUGGCACAGGGACUUUGCGGCCCAAGCUGGUGGCUUUGCUGCGGAGCAAAGAGAUAAGGGCUGGCAGGGAGCUGAGAUUGGAGGGCACACACCUGGAAUAACCACAUCCCUGUGCUGACACAGCUGAAAAUGCAGAGAGGGCAGGAGUGAAGGGGAACAGGGCUAUCCAGGGACCAGGAAACAAGGAGUUACAGAAGCCAUGCCCCAGAACAGCCCUGGAGACCUAGUGUUGUGUAGCAACACUUCACCUUCCAGGAGCACAACAGGUUUGGCCCUGCUCACAGCAACUUGCAAGAUAAAGUUUGGUCCAGGGCAGUGACAUCCACCAGAGACAAUUCCCCUGGUUUACUCUGCAAGGACAGGAGUGGAACUUAGGGCCACCCCUAUGGCUGAGCAGCCUGUCCCAGAGGCAGCCCUGCUAGCCCAGGUGCUGGCUGCAGCCAACUCUGAAGCCCCUUCACUCCGCACUACACGCCGUGGGUCCCAGCCCGCAGCCCGGGGCACUGAGGACAGCAAACCACCCGCGCUGCUCUCCCGCCGCAACUCCAUCCUCAGCCGCCGCAGCUCAUUCGGGAUGGUCCCGGGGAGCAGGCGUCCCUCCCUUGGCCCCGGGAUGCUCCACAGACAUGUUAGCUUCUCUGGGCUCCCAAUUUUCCAACCCAUCCUCAAGACCCGUCUUGAAAACACUUACAGAAUGGGACCAGACAAAGGCUGCAAGUUUGACGCAGAGCGGGUGCAGCGGGUGCUGGAGGGGACCCUGGCCCGUGCCUUGGGGAGCAGUGUAUACAGUCCCCAGGGCAAUGCCCCACUAGCCCAGAGCCUGACUGAGCUGCUGCAGAACCAGGCCAAGGAGGUGGUGCCACCCCGCUACAAGCUGGUCUGCCACGUGGUGCUGGGCCAGCAGGGCCAGCAGGGCCUAUUGGUGGCCAGCCGGGGACUAUGGGACCCUGAGACUGACAGCUUUGCCUCUGCCACCUUCUCCAACGCCUCCCUCUUUGCUGUGGCCACAGUGUAUGGGCUCUACUUCGAGUAGCACAUGCCUCUCUGUCCACCAAGUCUUGUAGAGCUGUAGGGAAAGAGCAGCUGAAAUAAAG
Messenger RNA from Taeniopygia guttata (zebra finch), 1126 nucleotides. RefSeq names its product dynein light chain Tctex-type 4 (gene DYNLT4). Gene Ontology annotation, biological process: microtubule-based movement. Gene Ontology annotation, molecular function: dynein intermediate chain binding. Gene Ontology annotation, cellular component: cytoplasmic dynein complex; cytoplasm. NCBI's taxonomy places the organism in Eukaryota, Metazoa, Chordata, Aves, Passeriformes, Estrildidae. The record is from RefSeq and is a predicted model, not a curated record.